AUGGCUACCAAGCAUUGGCUUGAGAAGCCAGGAGUUCAAGACAUGCAAAAUGCAAAGGCACAUGUUCAGAUGGUGAGUUCACCCAUGCUCAAUGGUCUCAAUUCUCGCGAUAUCACUCCUGAGGUCGACAAUGGAUCUCUACUGACUAUGGGAAAUGACUUUCCCUGUUCCUGUGACAUGCCAACCCUGCAAGACAUUGAGAACAUGGCCAACCAGUGGCAAAAGGGAUGGGCCCAGACAUCUGAACACACAUGGGAUGAUGCAUAUGAAAACCUACUCAAAGGUGUGCAAAAGAAGGGAGGACUAGAGACUAUCAUUUUUCUUGACAAAUAUGGUCAAAUUCUUCGAAGUUAA
Molecule: messenger RNA, 354 nt
Organism: Suillus subaureus
Lineage: Eukaryota; Fungi; Basidiomycota; Agaricomycetes; Boletales; Suillaceae
Exons: 4
Coding region: 1-354 (117 amino acids)
Source: RefSeq, a predicted model, not a curated record